Messenger RNA from Coregonus clupeaformis (lake whitefish), 1706 nucleotides. RefSeq names its product la-related protein 6. Gene Ontology annotation, cellular component: nucleus. Gene Ontology annotation, biological process: RNA processing. The coding region runs from base 55 to 1530 and encodes 491 amino acids. The record is from RefSeq and is a predicted model, not a curated record. The transcript is spliced from 4 exons. NCBI's taxonomy places the organism in Eukaryota, Metazoa, Chordata, Actinopteri, Salmoniformes, Salmonidae. Gene Ontology annotation, molecular function: mRNA binding.
CAGAAGAAUCUCCCCUGCCCUCGACCUGGCUUGCUGCUCUCCCUCGCAGGCAGCAUGUCCUCAGCAGCCUGUGUUUCAGAGAACCCAAGGCAAAGCCCUUUCACCCCAGGACGCUACCCAGACAUACCCAUGUCUCCAACUGCCCUCUCUAAAGGCGACACACUGAGUUGCCAGGAUGGGCUCUUCACUAAGCGUGCUAGCCAAUCGGCGGAGGCCUGCGGCGUGACAUCAGGGUCAUGUGACCUGAGCAGGCAGAUCGUGUCCCAGUUGGAGUGCUACCUGUCCAAUGAACACCUGGCAGAGGACGGCUUCCUGCUCAAACAUGUCCAGAGGAACAGGAUGGGAUACGUCAGCCUCAAGCUGCUCACCUCCUUCAAAAAGAUGAAGGAGCUGACGAGAGACUGGCACACCACCCUGGCCGGAGCGCUGUGCUCUGAUUCGCUGGAGGUCAACAGGGAAGGGACCAAAGUGAGGCGCAGAGAGCCUCUGCCUGAUUGGCUGCUGAGCACUCCCAACAGCAAGCUGCUACUAGCCUGGAACCUGUUUGGUGAGAACACAGGAAGUGGCAUCACUACCCUCAGCAGCUUGGACCAGCAGGGAGUCCUAGAGAAAGCUCUGAAGCUGUUCAGUGCCCACGCUGCCGUGGCCUCGCUCCGUAUCCUCCGUCCUGGGAAAGAGCUUCCUGUGGAGCUGAGACGCCAUGCCAGGAGGCACGCCGAGCUGGGUAGCAGGACGUGUGCUGUGGUGGAGUUUGAGACCCUGGAGGGGGCCAGGUUGGCCUACCGAGCCCUGCAGAGAGGAAGAGCAGAGGGGGCCGAGGUGUGUGUCGCACCCCUGGGCAGCCCUGGCACGCGCUCCCCCCCCUCCUCCUCGUCCCACCCCACCAACCAGGAUGAGGCAGCGGAGGAGGAGGGUGAGGAGGACCGCGAGCCGGUUGGAGGUCCCGAGGCGACCAAGGUGUCCCAGAAAAAGCCCAAGGUGAAAUCUAGAUGUUUCACCAACAGCUCCCUGAAGGAUCAAGUCCUGUCUAGAUGUUUCAUAAACAACUCUAUGAAGGAUCCGGAACUACUGAAGAGCUUAGAGUCUGACCCAGCCCCGGCCCAGGCCACAGUCCCAACCCUGGGUUCAGCCCCAGCUAAGCCUACAUGCAGCAGGAUCCAGCGCCAUAAGUACCUGGACAGCCCCCUGGGCCUGGAGGGUCAUGGCCAGACAUCACACUGGGAUAGGCCCUCCUCCCUGGACAGCCAUGCGUCCCGCAUUCCCCUGGUCCUGUCUAAGCUCCGGGGCUCAAGGUCUGGAGGUGUGGGAAGGAGCAGGUGCUCUGGGGACCAUGCACAGGAGAAGGUUGCUUGCCCCUGGGUGCAGCGCCGGAAGGUGGCUGCAAGCGCGGCCCUACUCCACCUGGAGGCCCCGGGCCAGCUGCGGAGACAUGCUCUGCCGCUGAGGGUGGUGCGUCUGCCCCAUGGACCCUACAGUACCAAAGGCUUCUAUGGAGGCAGGGGAAGAGGGAAGCCGCCUCAGCAGCAGUAAUCUGUCUGUCUAUUUAACAACAAACCCCUUCUGGAUGACACCCUGUCUGUCCCUUUAAAUGUUUUCGACUGAUGAAAUUCAAUAUAUUGUAGUGACAAAAAGUUGCCAUGAUAAAAAAAAAAAAAGUUAAGUCAUCGAAAUGAAAGAGAAAUAAAACAUUUUUCAAAUUAAACACA